Messenger RNA from Podospora anserina S mat+, 765 nucleotides. RefSeq lists its product as uncharacterized. Gene Ontology annotation, molecular function: RNA binding. NCBI's taxonomy places the organism in Eukaryota, Fungi, Ascomycota, Sordariomycetes, Sordariales, Podosporaceae. The transcript is spliced from 4 exons. Bases 1 to 765 code for a protein of 254 amino acids. The record is from RefSeq and is a predicted model, not a curated record.
AUGGCGAGGCGUCACGAUGAUCAAGAGCUGAACACUGCCGUCCCGACUGACUUCAAUCGGAUUUAUGUUGGUAGUUUGGACUAUUUUGCCAAACCGACAGAUGUGGAGGAAUUGCUCGUCAGGGUCAACCUCAACAGCUUUCAGAAAAUCCAUAUUUCGAUCGAUCCUAUCAGUGGUCGAAACCCAGGGUACUGUUUCGUCGACUUUCCAUCACACCAAGAGGCUGCCUACGCUUUGGAGGCGCUUGCGGGCCAGUCAAUCCUCGGGAGGGUCGUCAAGCUGGGCCCCUGUAGAUGGGGUGAUUGGAAAGGUGCCGACGGCGCCUCAGAACAGAAGGAUGGGGAUAACACCCGCAUCCGCAUCGAUGGCCUCGACAAAAUGAUUGACCAGGAACACAACGACGCUGAGAUUCGCAGCUUUUUUUCGGGCUUCGACGUAUGGAUUGACACCGCACGUUUUAGCGUCGCCAUCGGCAAGCGCGUGGUUCCAUACUCGCUCCGAUCUACGCCUGGGAACCACCAUCACUGUUAUGUUGACCUUGGCUCCCGCGAGGAAGUUGACCGUGCUGUCAAGGAGCUGAGCGGCACGGCAAUGAAUGGAGUGGUCGUUCGUCUCUCCAUAGCUCGAGAUGGGAGAGGCCCUAACCAGCACGGCCAAAGCCAGUCAUCUGGAGGAGGUAGCCAGAUUGGCCACAAGGCGAGAGAGGUACACGGCGGUGGAAGAGAUUACAUGCAGAAAAGCAGCUGGCGGAGGGCAGAUACUUGA